AGCCUCCUUUGGCUCCCGGAGCCACUGAACCGAUCUCUAACCCGGAGCACAAGGGCGAGCGAGCGGAGGCCCGGAGCGCCAUGCUCCGGCCCUUGCUUUGGCUCCCAUGGCUCCCAUGGCUCGUCACGGGCUUCGACGAGACACAGCUGCUGCAGAGGGUCGCCAGCGCGUCGAGCGCGGCUCGGGGCUGCAGCAGCCCGCUGGUGAAGUACGCCAUGCCCAAAGCACCCAAGGAGCUUCGCAACCUCCGCUGGGUGCACUUUCCAAAGGCGGGCUGGAGCUUUGUCACCACCCUGUGGCAGUUCGCCUGCGGCCAGCGGGACGUCCUGGACCUCAGCCAGACCACCUUCAACCACAGCGAGUGGCCGAAGCUACCCUAUAAGGACGAGGUUGAAUUAUUCUGGCCGGACAGGAUUAUAAUGCACCGCUACCCUAGGGGCAGGUACUGCAACGACGAGGUCUUCGGCCACCAGAAUGUGCAGACGCUGCACAGUCCAGUGAGCCUCAAAGAAAUGGACCAGCGCAAGUGGCAAGUCAUUGCCAUGUUUCGGAAGCCUAGUCAACGGCUCCUCUCCGCCUUUUACUACAACGGUAUGUUUGCUCCUGGUAUUGGGCCUCGAUUGGCGGAGCUUCACGAGAAAUGCGACAGGCCUGCCUGCUUCGCGCGCUUUCCCGGCAUUGCGGGCUGUUACGCGCGCAUGCUGACCAAUUCGACCUGUGCAGAGCAGGAUGAGGAUAGUUUCGAUUCUGGCAAAGCACGGCUGCCGGAGGCACUGCAGGUGCUGCACGCGAUGUCCUUCGUGGGUCUGUCGGAGAAGUGGGAUCUGUCCAUUUGCCUCUUCCAUCGCAUGUUUGGCGGCAAGGUCAACAUUGGGCAGUUGCAAGACUUACACAAGGGUCCAGCGCACGAGGAGAGCUACAACGAGUCUUUGUUAGAAGGUUUCGAAGAUGAGGUGGACGAAGCCAUCUACCGCGCCGCGGUUGAGAAGUUCCAGGGGCUGCUGCGGGAGUACGUGGGCGACGACGCGGACAGAGAGUUGUUGGAAGCGCUGGAGACGGCCUGCGGGGAGAUCCUGAACCCGCCCUCGGAGACCUGCUCCUGCGCCAAGGUGGGCCGGGAGUGCGGCUUCGAUCCAGGCAUCGGCCUGGACUGCGGUGAGUGCCCUCGCGCGCGCCUGAGGGUGCUAGGCCUGGAUCCUGAUGAAACGGCCCUGGAAUGCAGUGCCGAGGGCAGGUGCAUCAUCGAAGAAGAAGAAGAAGGCCUCUUCCAGUGGUGAUCUUCGAAGCUUCGCAGCUCCGUCCCUUUCUGACAAGCCCUUGCCAGCCUCUUGCCUCUUGCCUGGCCUGUGAGGCCUUUUUCAAGGACGCUUUCCAAGGCGUGACACCAAAAAAAAAACCAGCAACUUAGCGGCCGAAAAAUGCCGCGCGAAGCGUGGUAGGGCAUUAUGGCGGCAAGGCAUACGCCAAGCUUGAUCACUUUGGGAAAUGAUG
Messenger RNA from Effrenium voratum, 1491 nucleotides. NCBI's taxonomy places the organism in Eukaryota, Dinophyceae, Suessiales, Symbiodiniaceae. The record is from the annotation of a GenBank genome assembly.